Molecule: messenger RNA, 1080 nt
Organism: Eimeria tenella
Lineage: Eukaryota; Apicomplexa; Conoidasida; Eucoccidiorida; Eimeriidae
Exons: 4
Coding region: 1-1080 (359 amino acids)
Source: RefSeq, a predicted model, not a curated record
AUGUGGCGACUCUUGGCGUUGUCCAUUUGGGCUACGAGCUGUUGGGAUUUAGUAGCAUCUGCAAAUAGGGAAUCUGGUGUGUUGCCUACUGGAGGAACUCAAGACAAACUUCCACUCCAGGGUAGUGCUACGAAACGUCCACAGAAUGGAGCGAGGGCGGACGCGUUGCCUGAUAAACAAAAAUUCUACACAGCAAGUGCGCAUGAAAAACGUGGUGGGAGGUACGGCUCGAUCCGUGCAAUGCAUGAUUUACUACGAGCUCGCCAAUCCUCUGACGAGGGAUUAAUUGAGCUUCAAUACCCCAUCUACCUAAGCCACGCCCUUUUGCUUUCCAAUGUGGAGGCGACAGCCCACGACGUUAAACGAAUGCCGUUGCACCGCUUUAGUGCGCCCUUAGACCCAAGUCAAAUUGCAGAGGUUCCUCUGGACAAAGUUGGAGGGCCACGUCCAUACCAUAUGUUCGUCCUGUUCACUUUCGUUGAGAAGCGCACUGAUGAAAUCGCUCAACGUCUCAGCAGCCAGUGCAAGGACUGUGCGGGUGCUCUUGCGGCAUUCCGCAACGUAUCGAAAGCCUACAAGUUAACAGAUUCCUCACCAGGGAAUGAGGAUUUACUACCUGUUUUCUUCGCCAUUGUUAAUGUUGGCAUGCGAGAUGGAGCUGCAAUAUCUGCUAUUCAUCCCGCAAUGCAGCUCCCUAUCGUGAUAUACCUGGCCCCCACAGCGCUCCACGACUCCUCUCGUGUGCUUUCCCCUCAGCUCACUUCCGAAGACAGCCUCCACACUGCACUGCGCCGAAUAGUAGCAGCGGAUUUUUUCGACAGUGCACUUGCAGUGGAGGCGGAUAAUGAUGAAGAUACAAAGUUAAGGGAACUCCUCCUGCAACAGAAGCGAGACAAUAUUCACGGGAAAAUGCAUUUUUUUGCCUUGCCACAUAAGCACAUGCUUCUUCUGCGACGUCGCAAGAACGAAGCACCAGUUGAACAACGCCUCCUUGAAUGGGUUAAUUCUCGCACAAAAAGGCAAGUGAAGGGCGAGUGUGGCAACAAGCACCAUGAGCAGGAAACAAAAAUGGCGGCUUAA